AUGGAUAGAUCGGUUUAUGAAGCAUGUGGUGACUUGAUAAGCGAGCUCGGUCGUAAAGUUAGCGCAGAUGAGGUUUUACAACAAAAAGUCGGCAAUUUAGUCCCGAUCCCAUUCAAAUCGAGGGAUGAACUAGAGUUAGCCGCGCAUCAUGACAAAGAAGACGGAGUAUACACAGGCGAGCUAGUACCCCAAGUGGAUCUCAAGGUACUGCAUUACUUCGCAACGCAGUUAAUCGUACAGAAGUACCCGCAUCUUAUUAAUUGUUUCGACGAGACGGCGCUGAUUACGCUGGGGUUGAUGAUUGAAAAAUGGGUUGAGGACUUUCUAAAGGCAGGCGAUGCGGUGCAGGCGGGUCCAUCCGAGGUCAUUGAGAAAUAUACCAACUAUCGUGACUCGCCAGCCAACAUUUAG
Molecule: messenger RNA, 411 nt
Organism: Lachancea fermentati
Lineage: Eukaryota; Fungi; Ascomycota; Saccharomycetes; Saccharomycetales; Saccharomycetaceae
Source: the annotation of a GenBank genome assembly